AUGUUUAAGCGCCAAAAAAACCAACAUCUCGAAGAGCCAAUAACAAAAAAACCACCAAGUUUCCAUCGUCGUCCACAGCCGUUUCACCUGCAUCAGAUGCUUACUCUGAUGAAAUCGUUCAAGCAUCAAGGCCAAUUUACAAAAAAAAUCACCAAAACUUCAUUAUCUACCGCUAUUUCACCUGUAUCAGAUACUUAUCCUGAUAAACCCGUUCAAACAUUAAGACAACAAACAGCUUACAAACCACCCAGAUUUCAAUCAUCUUCUAUGGCGGUUUCACCUACGUUAACAUAUACAGAUGAUGCUUGUCAUAAUAAAACCGAUUCAAUCAGCAUGAAACCUAUUUCCACUUUUUUAGCUCGAGAUACUGCUAAGAAGUAUAACCCAGAUCAAUUUAACAUCAAGCCAUCUCACGCACGAUUUUUCGUAAUGAAAUCUUAUAACGAGGAUGAUAUUCAUACAUCAAUAAAAGCAUUUCGUGAUAAUUCAGAUAAAGGCCCGAUUUAUUUGUUUUUUAGUGUCGUCGCUAGGUGA
Molecule: messenger RNA, 534 nt
Organism: Racocetra persica
Lineage: Eukaryota; Fungi; Glomeromycota; Glomeromycetes; Diversisporales; Gigasporaceae
Source: the annotation of a GenBank genome assembly